This is a messenger RNA of Bactrocera latifrons, 1592 nucleotides long. RefSeq names its product DNA primase small subunit (gene DNApol-alpha50). Bases 216 to 1526 code for a protein of 436 amino acids. Lineage: Eukaryota; Metazoa; Arthropoda; Insecta; Diptera; Tephritidae. Gene Ontology annotation, biological process: DNA replication, synthesis of primer. The transcript has 4 exons. Gene Ontology annotation, cellular component: alpha DNA polymerase:primase complex. The record is from RefSeq and is a predicted model, not a curated record.
CAAGAGGUUCGCGUGGUGGUGAUUUCUGUAGAUAAGGAUGAAAAUUGCUUAGUUCAUUGAGUCAAUUUAUGAGAUUUUUAAUUUAUCUAAUAAACGAAAUUUGCAAACAGAGUGGUUAAUAAUAAGAAGAUAGUAAUUAUCGAUCAUUGAAGUCUCAAAACGUGUGUGUUUAAAAUCUUACAUAGCAUAUAAAGUAUAAACAACGAACUUUUAAAAUGCCGGAAGAAGAAACUCCAACCGUAAACACGGCAAAUUAUGAUCCCAACAUACUUCCGGACAUGUUACCUGUCUAUUACAAAAGAUUAUUUCCGCAUAAACCAUUUUACCGUUGGUUAUCAUAUGGACUUUCUGAAAGCAAUAUUUUUGCGAAUCGUGAGUUCUCCUACACACUCCACGAUGAUAUAUACAUUCGUUAUCGUUGUUACGAUACUCAAAGUGAAUUGGAAAACGACAUCUGCUCGACGUGUCCACACAAAAUCGACAUUGGUGCAGUUAUGAAUACCAGACCUAAGAACUUUCGUAUCACAUCAACAGCAAUGCAGCCAGUACAACGUGAGCUGGUUUUCGAUAUUGACAUGGAUGAUUAUAACGAUGUGCGCACCUGUUGCACCGGUGCAACGGUAUGUUUAAAAUGCUGGAAAUUCAUGGCUUUAGCCGCCCGUCUGCUUGAUGCAGCUCUACGUGAAGAUUUUGGUUUCGAGCAUAUAUUAUGGGUAUUUUCGGGCCGUCGUGGUGUCCACGGAUGGGUGUGCGAUUAUGAUGCACGUCACUUAGAUUCGAGAGGACGCUCCGCACUUGCCGAGUAUCUACAAAUUACUUCUAAUGUAACUAUUAAUGGUGUGAUUAUAGCGCGCGUUCAAAUUGGGGAACGUAUGCAUCACAGUGUCCGACGUGCGCUAAAAUUUAUCGAGCCACUGUUUGAGGAGAUUGUUUUGGAGGAUCAAAAUUUAUUUGGAGACGUCAAAGGUGUUAAUAAAUUAUUAUUAAUGAUUCCGGACGAUACGGCUCGUAAGGAUGUAGAAACGUAUUUAAGGAAAACGCAUGAUGAUGGUGCACAUUCUCGAACAAUAUGGGCCACUUUUGUGCGCUAUGCAAAUUCCAUGCGAACAGGCACUGCUAACGUUUGGACACGCAAACUAAAAAAUAUAGUUGAGGAGAUUCAGCUGGGUAUACUUUACCCUCGUUUGGACAUCAAUGUUACCAAGGGCAUGAAUCAUUUACUCAAGUCACCUUUUUGUAUUCACCCAGGAACUGGAAAAGUUUGUGUUCCGUUUAAUUGUAAUGCCGCUGCAAAGUUCGACCCCACCACAGUACCUAAUAUAGCACAGUUAUUGCAAGAGAUUAACGCUUUUGACGACAAAUCAAAAUGUCAAGAAAAUGGUCCGGAAGACAAAAGUCGCAUUAAAGACUACAAGAAGACUGGUAUGUUUAAGGGAGUUGUAGUGUUUGAAGAAUUCUUACGGAAAUUGGAGAGUAGCUUAAAAGCAAAAGCAAUUGAUGUAAGUGACCAAACAAUGGAGUUUUAGUUGUCAUAUGGUAGGUUUAAAAAAUCAAAAAGUUAAUUCUAAAAUAAAUAUUUAUUUCGUAAUUAA